This is a messenger RNA of Gossypium arboreum, 3219 nucleotides long. RefSeq names its product E3 ubiquitin-protein ligase WAV3. The record is from RefSeq and is a predicted model, not a curated record. NCBI's taxonomy places the organism in Eukaryota, Viridiplantae, Streptophyta, Magnoliopsida, Malvales, Malvaceae. The coding region runs from base 940 to 2895 and encodes 651 amino acids. The transcript has 2 exons. Gene Ontology annotation, molecular function: metal ion binding.
CUGAUGCUGCUUUGUUAUCUCCUUUAAGCUCGGUAAACAUGGCAGCUUCUGGGCCAAUGACUCCUUUGCCUUCUGCAAAUGGUUUAAGGUUGUCUAAAAGUUUGUCUAGAAGUGCAAGCAAAUCAUCCAAGGUUUGGUUCUCUCCUUUUUUAUAAUGUUUUUUGAGCUAUGCUUUUGAUAAAUGAGAUUUGUUGGAGGAGUUAAAACUUUAGUAAUUUUUUUUUUCCUUUGGAUGGUUUCCAGUUUCUUGUUUUGGUUGGUGAGAAUGGAGAAGAAAAACAUUUAGUUAAACGAAUUUCUUUAUACCAAAUUACCAAGUUCUGUUUUGAUUUUUUUUUUUUUUGCAAUUUUCCUUUUUCUGUGUGUGUUUGUUUGCUUGUUGUAAAUUGUGGGGAUAGAGGGAUGAAGGAGAUAAAAAAUUAUUGAUCUUGGUUUUGUUAGUUUUGUGUUUGAGGUAUUUUGGAUAUUUUAGGCUUGUCUUAUUUAUUGCUUGGAAAAAGGACGAAAAUGAAGUUUUGGGGGUAUUAGGCUUUCUAUUGUUUAGCUACUAAAUUCUAAUGAUAAAUAAGGUUGAGGGGUUACAGUUGUAGUAUCUGUUUGGUUCCUCAGAAAAACAAAAAAGGGCUGGAAAGAAAAGGUUACGUAGUUUUUGGUAAUUGCUUUUGUAUUUAUUUGAAAAAAUAGAAAGCUAAAGGCAGCUAGCUAUGUUACCAUGAAUGGUAUGUGCUUGUCAUUGUUGUUAGUACCAUUUGCUGAGCUUGUGGUUAACUUAUUCAGGCUGAUGAUGCUGAUAUUUCCAGUUGAAUAAUAAAGAUCUCUACUUGGUUUAUGCUUUGCAACGUAAAUGAUUGCUGUAUCGGUUUAAAAUAUUUCUCUUUAUCAGUUGCCAGAAGAAAAAUCUAUCUGUUUCUCUUGCAGCUCCAAUUAUGUUUAUAGCUCAUGUAUUUUCCCUUCGAAAGUGAUAGGCAAACAUGUUCAAUAUGUUUGACGAAGAUGAAACAAGGAGGUGGCCAUGCAAUUUUCACGGCCGAGUGCUCUCAUUCUUUCCAUUUCCAUUGCAUUGCUUCAAAUGUGAAGCAUGGUAAUCAAAUUUGUCCGGUUUGUAGAGCAAAAUGGAAAGAAAUCCCCAUGCAGAGUCCUAGUUUGGAUCCUCCCCUUGGCAGGGCAGCCGUCAAUCCCGUUGGUUGGCCACAAAAUGAUGCUUUGAUGACCGUAGUCCGUCGAUUACCUCCACCUCGUAGAGAUUUAAGUCGGCGACAUGUUGUACCGUUAUUUCAGGCUCCUGAACCUGGUGUUUUCAAUGAUGAUGAAUCAUUGGAUCACCUACCUGUGGUUGCUGAGAGUACGAAUGCCUCAGAUAACUCAUCCCUUAGAACAAUAGAGAUCAAAACAUACCCAGAAGUUUUGGAGGCACCAAGGUCCAGUUCAUAUGAUAAUUUCACGAUUCUUCUUCAUCUUAAAGCUGCUGCCACAGUUGCAAAUCAAAGUUCCAGCCGAAAUCAUGCUAGCUUGCCACAACUGUAUCAAAACCCUCGUGCUCCUGUUGACCUAGUCACUGUGCUUGAUAUCAGUGGUAGCAUGGCUGGCACCAAGCUUGCAUUGUUAAAGCGGGCAAUGGGGUUUGUAAUACAAAACCUUGGCUCCAAUGACAGACUUUCAGUCAUUGCCUUCUCUUCAACAGCUCGUCGCCUCUUCCCCCUUCGUCGAAUGUCUGACGUGGGGCGGCAGCAGGCACUCCAUGCUGUUAACUCUCUGGUUGCAAAUGGUGGUACCAACAUAGCUGAAGGCCUGAAGAAAGGUGCCAAGGUAAUGGAAGACAGGAGGGAAAAGAAUCCAGUUGCCAGCAUAAUACUUUUAUCGGAUGGGCAAGAUACUUAUACUGUCACCGGUGCUGGUGCAAACAAGUCUCAACCAAAUUACCAGUUGCUUGUCCCUCUGUCUAUGCAUGGGAGUGAUAACACAGGAUUCCAGAUUCCAGUACAUGCUUUUGGUUUUGGUGCAGAUCAUGAUGCUUCAUCAAUGCAUUCAAUUUCAGAGAUCUCGGGAGGGACAUUUUCUUUUAUUGAAACUGAAGCUGUACUCCAGGAUGCAUUUGCGCAAUGCAUUGGUGGUCUUUUAAGUGUUGUAGUUCAAGAGCUGCAAGUGGGUGUGGAGUGCAUGAAUCCAAGUCUUUGCCUUGGCCCGCUUAAAGCAGGCAGUUAUCCAAGCCGAGUAGCAGCUGAUGGAAAAACUGGAGUUAUUGAGGUUGGAGAUCUCUAUGCUGAUGAAGAGAGGGAUUUUUUGGUGUCGGUUAAAGUACCAGCUGAGUCUUCUGAAUGUGAAACCUCGUUGCUAAAGGUGAAAUGUGUUUAUAGGGAUCCCUUAACUAAAGAAAUGACCACUUUGGAGAGUGACGAUGUUAGGAUUCAAAGGCCUGAAGUAGCUGGGCAGGAAGUAGUGUCAAUUGAAGUAGACAGGCAACGCAACAGGUUCCAAGCAGCUGAGGCAAUGGCAGAGGCGAGAACGACAGCUGAACUAGGAGAUCUACCAGGUGCUGUUUCAAUCCUUGAAAAUUGUAGAAGGGUGCUCUCCGAGACUGUUUCAGCCAAAUCUCAUGACCGACUUUGUAUUGUGUUGGAUGCUGAACUCAAGGAGAUGCAAGAGAGGAUGGCAAGCAGACAUGUGUACGAGGCAUCUGGGAGAGCAUAUAUCCUCUCAGGACUGAGCUCACACUCAUGGCAAAGAGCAACUGCAAGAGGUGACUCCACUGAUGGUUCAAGUCUGGUUCAAGCUUAUCAAACUCCAUCAAUGGUUGAGAUGCUUACUCGAUCUCAAGCAAUGUUACUAGGUAGUCCAUCAACUCAAAGGCUUGUCCAACCAGUAUGGUCACUUGGAUCACAACCAAAGCCAAGGUAAUAGUUUCCCGUAGCUGUUUUCCCUGUAUUUUGCGAAAUUUUGUUUGGGGAGGUGAUUUUGUGGAAGGAUUAAGAGUAUUACAUGUGUAAAUGAAUAAAAAAUAUAUGGGAAGAAGGCAAAAGAACAUAUUUUGGGAGUAAAAAAGGAGAAUAGGUAGGGUUUACACCAUUUUGUAUUUUUCUGUGUUGUUGGGGGGGGUGUAUAUAAAGAGAAAUGGCUUUUUCUCUCUGGGAAAAUCGGGGGUUGUGUUUGUUUUUUGUUGAAACGAUUGUGGUGAGCUUUCACCUAAUAUAUAAUUACCUGCAUCAUUUUGUUUUAGCAAAA